ACCAACUGAAAAAGGUUUUGGAACAAAAUGAUGAUUUUGAUAAUUUUUUCCUUGCCAUUUCACGUCAAAGGUGAAGGUGGCUGUAGAGACCUUAAGUUUCUCAAAUGCAUCGAGAACAAAACCUUGACAGGUCACGUGAUCAGUACGAUCAAGAUGGCAACUCCAGCUCUACAACUGUGUCAGAAUAAAUGUUUUCAAGAAGGCAAAUGUGUGUCGUAUAACUUGGGUCCAGUACUUGGACAUGCGAGGUCGUGUGAGUUGAAUGCCGCUGACCACUCGACUCGGCCGAGUUUCUUUGUCAACAAGAGAGGCUAUGAAUAUUGUCCAAUCAAGAAUCCAUGCUUAUCAAAUCCUUGUCCAGCAGGAAGACUUUGUACACCUGAUUUUGCCUGGAAUACAUACAACUGUGAUGAUGGAGGUUGGAGCCAGUGGAGUCCUUGGAGGUUUUUGUUAUGUUCUCUACCAUCGAUAUGUGUCCCGACUAGGACACGGACUUGUACGAGUCCAGCUCCUCAAAGUAAUGGAGCUAACUGUAUCGGAUCAAGCAAAGAACACAAAACAUGCAAUCCUCUCCCAGUUAUCGACAUUUCUGGCUGUAAAAGUCCAUUAGGGAUGGAAGAUGGGCGGAUUAAAGAUGAACAAAUUAAUGCUUCAUCAUAUACAGGGUCUCAAAUACACGCAGCAAGGAAUGGCAGGCUUAAUAAACAACGUGACAGCAAGGGUAUCGGAGGAUGGGCUGCUGGCAGAUCGAUGAUUGGAGAGUUCAUCCAGAUUGACCUUGGAAGUACUAAUGUCAUCACCAUGGUAGCCACACAGGGGAGAAAUAGUACAAGGUUCUUACAGUACGUGACCCUGUACUCACUAUCGUAUAGUAAUGAUGGGAAUAAUUGGAAAGAAUAUUUUGGAGAUUGCACAAAGGUCUUUACUGGUAAUUACGACCAAAACACUGUCGUGACUAACGAGCUUGAAGUACCAAUCAAAACCAGGCACAUCAGACUGAUUGUGAAAGAUUUCAAACGGCAUGCAACUGUACGAAUAGAGCUUUACGGCUGCGCUGAGCUUCCCACCUAAUGACCACUUUAGCUAUAUAAGAAACCCCUUCAAAAGACUUUUAGCCAGCAAAUCGUUCCUCGUUAUGUCAGCACCAUUUUUUAACCAUGUUAUGUAUGUCAUACGUYAUAGUUAUGGUCUAAACUGUGUUCAAUGCAUGAUGUAAGUAAAAUGAUCGUCGUAGUAACAUCUAUUAGAUUUUUUAUGAAUGAAAUUGUGACAAUAUAUGGUGGAUUCAUACUUCAAAGUURAUAAGAACAUAUAUGGGAAAUGACCAAUUGUAAUGUGUCAGGAAGGACGUAUAUMACUCUUGACAAUAAAGUGUCAGAUCUGUGAUCCUAGGUAGUGGAGCCAAACUCUUGUGUUGAGGRAAAAAAAACAAAAGAGUUUGACUCUGCUAUGUAGUGACAGCCUAUCUCAUGUAAACACUACAUAUACAUGUAAAAAGAAUAAAAUAUGA
This is a messenger RNA of Exaiptasia diaphana, 1510 nucleotides long. RefSeq names its product EGF-like repeat and discoidin I-like domain-containing protein 3. The transcript has 7 exons. NCBI's taxonomy places the organism in Eukaryota, Metazoa, Cnidaria, Anthozoa, Actiniaria, Aiptasiidae. Bases 28 to 1071 code for a protein of 347 amino acids. The record is from RefSeq and is a predicted model, not a curated record.